AUGUUGAGAAUUGCUAACAGAUUAUCUUUGAGUAGAACUCUUGGCUCAAAUGUGCCUAAAAGAACUGGUGUUAACACUCUCAGGACGCUCGUCCUUGGAGGAACGAUAAGCAAAGAAAAAUACGGUAUAUAUUCUACUAGCCUUUAUAAUACGAGAUCCUACUCUACUAGGUCAACAGUUGUUCAGUUGCUUAACAAUAUAGGCUCAAAAAGAGAGGUUGAGCAAUAUUUGAAAUAUUUUACUUCGGUUUCACAACAGCAGUUUGCUGUGAUUAAAGUUGGGGGAGCCAUUAUUACUCAUCAAUUACCGGAACUAGCAUCCUGCUUAGCGUUCUUGUAUCACGUCGGCUUAUAUCCAAUUGUCUUGCAUGGUACCGGUCCUCAAAUCAAUGAAUUGUUGGAGAAUGAGGGUGUUGAACCUGAGUAUAUCGAUGGUAUCAGAAUCACUAACGCAAAGACGAUGGAAGUUGUCAGAAAGUGCUUUUUGGAACAGAAUUUACGUCUCGUUACCGCUUUAGAAAAGAUGGGCGUUCAUGCUAGACCCAUUACAGCAGGCGUAUUCGGUGCUGAAUAUUUGGAUAAGGAAAAAUAUCAAUUGGUAGGGAAAGUUAAUUCUGUGAAUAAAUCACCAGUUGAAGCUGCAAUUGAAGCCGGAUACUUGCCAAUAUUGACUUCAUUGGCCGAGACCCCUUCUGGGCAACUAUUGAAUGUCAAUGCUGAUGUUGCUGCUGGUGAAUUAGCAAGAGAAUUCGAACCAUUAAAGAUAGUUUACUUGAAUGAAAAGGGAGGUAUUAUAAAUGGUAACACUGGUGAGAAAGUCAGUGUUAUAAAUUUAAACGAGGAAUAUGAACUGUUAAUGAAGGAAAGCUGGGUGAAGUAUGGUACAAAGUUGAAGAUCAAAGAGAUCCAUGACUUAUUACAACAUUUACCUAGGUCCUCCUCAGUAGCUAUUAUUGACGUAAAUGACUUACAAAAAGAAUUGUUCACCGAUUCAGGAGCCGGUACCUUGAUUAGAAGAGGUUAUAAGCUCAUUAACCGUAAUUCAUUAAAAGAGUUUGGUAACCCAGACUUGUUACGAAGUGCUCUUCUCAGAGAUCCUGAAAUUAAAUCUGGUAAAUUGUCGGUGGCCUCCUAUUUGAAAUUUUUGGAGUCAACAAAGUUCAAGAGCUAUGGUGAUGAGCCGUUGGAAGUCUUGGCAAUAGUUGUCAAUGAGGAUGGAAAAGUCCCAUUACUUGACAAAUUCUUAUCUUCAAAAACUGGAUGGUUAAAUAAUGUCACCGACAAUAUCUUCAACUCAAUCAAAAACGAUUUCAAAUCGUUAUGUUGGAUUGUGAAUGAGAAUGAUUCUAACUUGUCAUGGUAUUUUUCGAAAUCAGAUGGUUCAUUUGCUAAAAACGGUGAAAUUUUAUUCUGGUAUGGUUUAAAAAUUGACGAAGUGUCUAAACUAAUCAAGGAUUUUGAUUCCUCUAAUGUUGGAUCUUCGUUAUCUUCAGAAGCUGAAUCCGGAGUUUUCAGCUCUCCUCAUCAAAAGAGAGGAUUGCAUUACUCCAGUAAAGCUGCAAGCUUUAAUUUCAACCAGAGGAGGUAUCUCUCAAACCCUAAUCCUCCACUUCGUGAGGUUCACAAUCAAGAGAAGGCCAAGGUAGCAUUGAUCGGGGCAAGAGGUUAUACUGGCCAAAACUUGAUCAAUUUGAUUGACAGACACCCUUAUUUAGAAAUCUCUCACGUUUCAUCUCGUGAGUUGAACGGUCAAAAACUAAAAGGUUAUAAUAAAGAUAACCUUGUUUACUCGAAUUUACAGGUUGAGGAUAUUAAGAAACUCGAAGAAAAUAAUGAAGUAGACAUUUGGGUGAUGGCACUCCCCAAUGGCGUUUGCAAACCUUUCGUCGAAGCAAUUGAAUCUGUUAACAAUUCCAAAUCAAAAAUUGUUGACUUGUCUGCUGACUACAGAUUUGAUACCACUGGUGAAUGGAUAUACGGGUUACCAGAAUUGAAUGACCGCUCUAGAAUUGCAGAAGCCAAAAAGAUUUCAAAUCCUGGUUGUUAUGCUACUGCAGCUCAAUGUGCAAUUGCUCCAUUGGAAGAUUACAUAGCUGGUACUCCACACAUUUUUGGAGUUUCGGGUUAUUCUGGUGCUGGAACCAAACCUUCACCCAAAAAUGAUGUCAAGUUUUUAUCCAAUAACUUGAUUCCUUACUCUCUUACUGACCACAUUCAUGAACGUGAAAUCAGUAACCAGCUUGGUCUUGACGUGGCAUUCACUCCUCACGUGGCGCAGUGGUUUCAAGGUAUUACUCACACUAUUUCAAUUCCCAUCAAGCAAGGCUCUCUUACCUCUAGAGAAGUAAGAAAUAUUUAUCAAGACAGAUAUCAAGGAGAACAAUUAAUAACGAUAAGCGGAGAAGCCCCAUUGGUCAAGGAUAUCAGCGGAAAACAUGGAAUUGUUAUUGGAGGGUUUGCCGUGAAUUCUAAAGAAGAUAGAGUAGUCGUUGUUGCAACCAUUGAUAACUUGUUGAAAGGAGCUGCUACCCAAUGUUUACAAAAUAUCAACUUAGCUUUAGGUUAUGGCGAAUAUGAAGGAAUUCCUGAUGACUUGGUUAUUAGAGGUUGA
Priceomyces carsonii is the source of this 2610-nucleotide messenger RNA. RefSeq names its product bifunctional acetylglutamate kinase/N-acetyl-gamma-glutamyl-phosphate reductase (gene ARG5,6). Gene Ontology annotation, molecular function: NAD binding; N-acetyl-gamma-glutamyl-phosphate reductase (NADP+) activity; acetylglutamate kinase activity. Gene Ontology annotation, cellular component: cytoplasm; mitochondrion; mitochondrial matrix. NCBI's taxonomy places the organism in Eukaryota, Fungi, Ascomycota, Pichiomycetes, Serinales, Debaryomycetaceae. Gene Ontology annotation, biological process: L-arginine biosynthetic process. The record is from RefSeq and is a predicted model, not a curated record. The transcript has a single exon. The coding region runs from base 1 to 2610 and encodes 869 amino acids.